Molecule: messenger RNA, 753 nt
Organism: Magnusiomyces paraingens
Lineage: Eukaryota; Fungi; Ascomycota; Dipodascomycetes; Dipodascales; Dipodascaceae
Exons: 1
Coding region: 1-753 (250 amino acids)
Source: RefSeq, a predicted model, not a curated record
AUGAACCGUGCAUCUGCAACAACAAGCUCUCUGCUUCGUGUCUCGGCCUCAGUGUCGACCUCCAUCUCUAGAAACUCUUCUUCGCGACACAUUGUUCUGCUACGAUCUUUUCAUAAGUCUUCUCGAAUAAUACCAUCAACCUCAACCUCAACCUCAAUCUCAACAUCAACUACCUCAAAUUCUACUUCUUCCACUUCUACCCAACCAACAAAUGAACCUGCAAUUCUUUUCCGAAAAUCAUUCAAAUUCUCUGUUAGAAAAUCAACCCCACUUACUGCCUCGAAUGCCCGUCCUUUUUACGCUGCUCGUGCAGCUGCAGCUGCUGCCUCUGCCUCUGCCUCUGCCUCUGCUUCUGCCAUUGCCCAUUUCUCUACCUCCGCGGCAUCUAAUCAAACAAAAUCUACACAACAGUCACAACAAGCAGCAACAGCAGCAACAACAGCAACAACAGCAGCAGCAACAGAAAAAGCUGAAGUUGAAGUUGAAGCUGAAGCUGAAGAACCACCAAUGGAUCCUUAUGAACAAGAACUUUACAAUUUGCUUACAACAAAGUUUACUCCUGCCCUUUUGGAUGUCCGAGAUGUUUCUGGAGGUUGUGGAUCCAUGUUUUAUAUCAAUAUUGUUUCUGAAAAGUUUAAUGGAAUGUCCCUUGUUAAACAACACCAGGCUGUCAAUGCUGUGCUUAAAGAUGAAAUCUCUAAAUGGCAUGGACUCCAGCUUAGAACAAAGGCCUUGGACAAGUACAAGAAAUAA